GACAGACACUUGGGGAUCCCUGCAACCCGCGCCUGGGGACUGACUGACUGACUGACUGACUACCUGUGGCCCGCGAUGUGUGACAGCAAAUGCGCUGGAGGAGCUUGUUGUGCCUGGUUAAGUCAAUCAAUCGCAGUUGCAGUGUGUUACGACGGGGGGCACUGGUUGUUCCAGAUCUGUCACUCUCGGUAUAUGGGUCAACGUGGCGGAUACUUGCCGCAUGAGCGAUACCGCAUGGUACCUGGUUAAACUAUGUAAGUGUGGAUUACCUGGACGUCGCGGUUCAACCGCGUGAGUGAGUAUUAUCCGGAGGUCGUGCUUAGACCAUUAAGCGUGGGUAUCAGGACGUCGCUGUUAAACUAUGUAUGUGUUGACAUCGCAGUUAAACCAUGUAUGUGUUGACGUCGCGGUUAAAUCAUGUAUGUCUUCACGUCGCGGUUAAACCAUGUAUGUAUUGACGUCGUGGUUAAACCAUGUAUGUGUUGACGUUGCGGUUAAACCAUGUAUUUAUGUAUUUAUUUAUUUAGGCAUUUUUAUAUAGCGCUUAUCAUAAAGCUCUAAGCGCUUUACAAUUAUUAAAACAUGUAAACUAAGUAAAUACAAAUGAGACACUAGGAUAGUAACUACUAUUCUAUAGAAACAAUGAAAAUGGCUAUAAAACGAGGACACUUUGACACUUCAGGAUCAACCCGAAACAGAAAAUGUGUUGACGUCGCGGUUAAACCAUGUAUGUGCUGACGUCGCCGUUAAAAAAGGUAUGUCUUAACGUCGCGGUUCAUGCAUAUAUGUGUGGGUUGAAAGGACAUCGCGGUUAAACAUGUACCUGUGAGUUAGAUGGACGUUGCUGUUAAGCCAUGGGAGUGUUGUGUAUUCCAGUUCUAUUGUUAUGCUGUUGACGAACUUAUAAAAAGUGUCUGGUUGUUGUUGAGAAAAUGUUGCAUUCACUGAGAAGUUUUUUCAUAAAAUGUUGCAUUCACUAAGUAGUUUUUCAGAAAUUAUUGCCUUCACUAAGUAGUUUUUCUGAAAGUGUUGCAUUCACUAAGUGAAUAGUGUAACUAAUAUUGUGCGAAAAGUAGAAUUUCUAAUUCCUUCAGAGCGCCAACGACCUUUCAGUCUAUCUGCUUUAGCUCAUUUAUUUAGUAUAUACUUUGUGUGUGUUCUUCUCGUGCCAUUGAAAAUAGUUCUGCUUGCCUAGCCUGGCAUGCAUGCCGUAGAUCAGAGCUCCGCAACAUGUGUGCCGCGAGACCAUGUAAGGUUUGCCGCGGCAAAAUUCCUCGAAUGGUCAAUAAUCGGCUUAUGAGAUGUCCAACGUUGUAAUCAAGUAGUACGAUACAGCCCAAUUGCAAGUUUAAAUUUGGCGGGUCACGUGAAAAAAAAAAUUAUCUUCUCAUUGUGUCCGAGGCGAGCAGUAAGAUAAUUCAACUUCCUUUUUCUCGCCUCAGAUUCCACGCUUUUCACAGCAUGUACUGCGUAAAUUCUUCUGCUAGGAUUUCGAUUGUUGGUAGUUAAAAAAAUUCUUCUCUGGAAAUAUUUCAUCACAAAUGAAAACAACCAACACACACAUACACCUUAAGCCCUCACAUCUGUUUUGUUGACACACACACCUCAAGCCCGCACACAUCUGACAUUUUGACACACACACCUCAAGCCCCCACACAUCUGAUAUGUUGACACACACACCUUAAUCCCCCACACAUCUGAUAUGUUGACACACACACCUUAAGCCCCCAGACAUCUGAUUUCUUGACACACACCUUAAGCCUCCACACAUCUGAUAUGUUGACACACACACUUUAAGCCCCAAAACAUCUGAUAUUUUGACACACACACCCUGAGCCCCCACAAAAGCUCUGACGUGACGUCACAAGGAUGUAAAAAUAACAACCAAACAUAUACUGUAAAAAUAAUUUUAAAAAAACUCAUUUUGCAUAUGAACAUAUGGUUUAUGCGUUCACGUGUAUGCAGUUUACACAGACACCACCAAAUAUGUAUCACAUACACUGUAAACGCUAUGAAUGUACAUUAGUGUACACUAAAACUAUUCACACCUUCACUGGCUGUUUUUAACCUCUUGUACCCACAGGUAUCUAUCCUCUCGCGUCGCGAUAAACUCCACGUUAUAUAUUAGAGUGGUCAAAUCAAAUUGAAAAGCAAGGUCUUGUGUUAAAAAAUCUGAACCAAGUCUAUUUACAAUUCUUAUGAGCAUAAUCACGGCAAAUGGCUACAGAUAACUCGUGUAAAAUAAUAUGGGGGGGGGGGAGCAACAAUUUAAUACGUUUUUAACGGCAUAAUGAUCAUAUUUAUUGGCGUAUAACACGUACAGGCAUAUAACACACACCAUUCGCGCCGCUAUGCUGUAUGUACUAUGGGUCCUUAGCAUUAUAUCGGCAUAUAACACGCACCAUUGGCGCCGCUAUGCUGUAUGUACUAUGGGUCCUUAGCAUUAUAUCGGCAUAUAACACGCACCAUUGGCGCCGCUAUGCUGUAUGUACUAUGGGUCCUUAGCAUUAUAUCGGCAUAUAACACGCACCAUUGGCGCCGCUAUGCUGUAUGUACUAUGGGUCCUUAGCAUUAUAUCGGCAUAUAACACGCACCAUUGGCGCCGCUAUGCUGUAUGUACUAUGGGUCCUUAGCAUUAUAUCGGCAUAUAACACGCACCAUUGGCGCCGCUAUGCUGUAUGUACUAUGGGUCCUUAGCAUUAUAUCGGCAUAUAACACGCACCAUUGGCGCCGCUAUGCUGUAUGUACUAUGGGUCCUUAGCAUUAUAUCGGCAUAUAACACGCACCAUUGGCGCCGCUAUGCUGUAUGUACUAUGGGUCCUUAGCAUUAUAUCGGCAUAUAACACGCACCAUUGGCGCCGCUAUGCUGUAUGUACUAUGGGUCCUUAGCAUUAUAUCGGCAUAUAACACGCACCAUUGGCGCCGCUAUGCUGUAUGUACUAUGGGUCCUUAGCAUUAUAUCGGCAUAUAACACGCACCAUUGGCGCCGCUAUGCUGUAUGUACUAUGGGUCCUUAGCAUUAUAUCGGCAUAUAACACGCACCAUUGGCGCCGCUAUGCUGUAUGUACUAUGGGUCCUUAGCAUUAUAUCGGCAUAUAACACGCACCAUUGGCGCCGCUAUGCUGUAUGUACUAUGGGUCCUUAGCAUUAUAUCGGCAUAUAACACGCACCAUUGGCGCCGCUAUGCUGUAUGUACUAUGGGUCCUUAGCAUUAUAUCGGCAUAUAACACGCACCAUUGGCGCCGCUAUGCUGUAUGUACUAUGGGUCCUUAGCAUUAUAUCGGCAUAUAACAUGCACCAUUGGCGCCGCUAUGCUGUAUGUACUAUGGAUCCUUAGCAUUAUAUCGGCAUAUAACACACACCAUUCGCGCCGCUAUGCUGUAUGUACUAUGGAUCCUUAGCAUUAUAUCGGCAUAUAACACGCAGACAUCAUUUGCCCCCUAUUUUCAGGGAGAAAAUGAGCGUGUUAUACGCCAAUAAAUACUGUAAUUGCAACUUCACAAUUUUACCAUUUUCGGUCUGCUUUUUUCCUUUUUUUCUUCUCUGCUAAACCUACCACCAUUUUACCUUAACUUCCUACAAUUUUACCUUAACCUCCUACCAUUUGACCUUAAGAUUCUAUCCAUUGAUCUUAACAUAAUAUAAUUUGACCUUAAACUACAACCCUUUGAACUUAACCUCCUAAUCUUUGACCAUAACUUUCUAUCCUUUGUCCUUAACUUAUAACUCUUUGACCUUAACCUACCACCCGUUGACCUUAACAUCCUACUCUGACUUUAAAAUCCUACCCUUUGACCUUUUCAUACUACCCUUUGACCGUAACCACCUACUCUUUGACCUUAACCUCCUACCCUUUGGCCUUACGAUUCUCUUAUUUGAACUUAAGAUUCUCCCCUUUGACCUUAAAUUAUAACCCUUUGACCUUAACCUACCAACCGUUGACCUGAACCACCUACUCUUACCUUAAGAUUCUACCCGUUGACCUUUUGAUAUUACCCUUUGACAACCCGUUGACCUUAACCACCUACUCUUUGACCUUAACCUCCUACCAUUUGGCCUUACCAUUCUCUUCUUUGAACUUAAGACUCUACCCUUUAACCUUAGCAUACCAUUCUUUAACCUUAACAUACUACCCUUUGACCUUAACCAACUAUCCUUUGACGUUAACCUCCUUCCCUUUGAACUCAAGAUUCUACCCUUUUCGACAAGUCUUCGACUUACCACCAAAUCAACUGUCCUCUCCCUUCCUCCGACCUCUUCUUUACCCCAAGCCAUAUCAUUCCCCCCCCCCCCCAAAAAAAAAAACAAACAAAAAAAAACAACAAACACAUCUAUUUAUUUACACGGAUACUAGCUGAUAAGCAUGAUUUCCCCUUAACACUUCCUGUUAGAAAAAUCUUGGAACUAACAAAUAAUUGAUCCACAACAAAUGUUGAGUUUUGGAGAAAAAAAAUACCUACACUAUAUGCAACGAUUGCAACUGAUAUCCAUGAACAAAUAUGUGACAAUACAUGAUUUGACAAAGAGCGGCAUUAGACUGCUACAGUGUCUCUACAACAUUUUUUAGAGGCUUUCCUUGACAAUAAUGACGUAAUUCCUAUCAGAUAGAGGAAAGAGGGCUAUUUUAUGUUAUUUCGAGACUGAAAAGCCAUCACGAAAGAUACAGAGACAGUUAUUCGAGACCUGUUACUAGCCCUGAGCCCUAAAUGCAAGCUAGGAAAUGACAAUGCAACCAAUUGUAGAUCACUUUGCCAAGUCCUGCGACAACUACGGCCUCGCCAUCAAUAACACCCCAACCCCCUCCCAACCCGAGAUCAAGCACCAGCAAGGUCCAGGAAGAGAAGUUUAUGUUUCUUCAUCUUUCAAUCGCCAUGCGCCGCGGAAAUCUGGGAAGGGUCUAGGUGUGCCGCGGAAAUCUGUGGGAAGAAGUUCUUGGUCUUCCGUGCGACCGAAUGGACGGGAGACUUAAUAAAGCCAGUUUUACCAGUUGAGCUAAAGACGCCCGAAUGCACUUCUGUUACGAGGAAGAAGCUAAAACACGCUGUAUAAAAAAAAAAAAAAACUGCUGACGUAUCGAUCCCUUGAAAAAAAAAUAGAUUACAAGAUAAACACCGAGGACAAAGCGAUAGCGCAACAACACAUGUCCGUGGAAAUAUCUUUACUACUAAGAAAGACCCGUGUGUUUUACCAGUUGAGCUAAAGACGCCCGAAUGCACUUCUGUUACAAGGAAGAAGCUAAAACACGCUGUAAAAAAAAAAAAAAAAACUGCUGACGUAUCGAUCCCUUGAAAAAAAAAUCGAUUACAAGAUAAACACCGAGGACAAAGCGAUAGCGCAACAACACAUGUCCGUGGAAAUAUCUUUACUACUAAGAAAGACCCGUGUGUUUAGAAGGCUGUUUCACUAUAGAAGACUAUUUGCUUGUAAAAUGCUGAUUUGGGUAUAGAUGAUAGCGGCGUUGCUAUGGUUAGUGGCACUCUGAAGUUAUCCGAAAAUGCCGCCACUGCAUGUAAAUAUUUUAAAAAAGUAUCACCAGGAGACGACUGCCCACUACCCAUCUUUCAAAUUAAUGGUAUCGUCCUCCAAAUCAUAUUUAUAUUUCCGAAUAACGGCAGCGAGAUAUGAUGUGAAGGCGGGACCAAUCUAUUCGCUCUCUUCUCGCCGAAAAUAUAUUUUUUGCUAACCGGUCGUACAGAAAGAAAACCUGUUUUGGGGUGUAUAGAACAGUGGUUCUCAACCUGUGGGUCGUGGCCCAUACACAGGAGUCACCAAAGCCAUCCGGAAAACACAUAUUAAUAAAGUAUUAUAGAUGGGGUCACCACAACAUGAGGAAGUGUGUUAAAGGGUGACGGCAUUAGAAAGGUUGAGAACCACUGGUGUGGAAGAUUAAAAACAUGGCAAAUGUCGAAUGAAACCGGAUGAAAAAGAAAACGCAAUAAUCGAGUGAAAUACGGUAUCGGUCGGCUGUAUUGCAGGACAAAUGGUAAAACCCAGGCAGUUAUUUUAGUGUUACACUUAGGGCGGUCUUUGACGUCACACAGACUCUUUGCCACGCAAUUACAUCAAGCAACGAGCUGUAGAUGGUCAAACAAAAGUUGGCAGGAAAUAGGGCACCCGAAACUGCUCCUUUGGGUCCUUCUUCUACGCAGACCGGUUAGGGUGUGACAACAGACAGAUAAUAUGCCGUAGCAGCAAAGCCAGACACAACUCUAUUUAACAACAGACAGCUGAAUUAUUUAUGAUGAUAAAUCAAUGAGAUGAGGGGGGGGGGGGGGGGGGGCUAAAAAUCGAAAUGCUGGUACAUGAAUGUAUUCGGACAGUGCUCAUAUGAAGGUUGAGGUGGGGGACAACGAUAUCUGCUUCACGUUGUUAUAACCUAUUUAUCCUCUACACACUCGAACUUAUUGCAGUCUUCGACAUGGUCAGAUAGUGCUCUAGUUUCAACUUGAUAUAAUCAGAUAUUGUCCUAGUUUUAACUUGAUGUAAUCAGAUAUGUUCCUAGUUUCAACUUGAUAUAAUCACGUAUUGUCCUAGUUUUAACUUGAUGUAAUCAGAUAUUGUCUUAGUUUCAACUUGAUAUAAUCAGAUAUUUUCCUUGUUUAACUUGAUAGAAUCAGAUAAUGACCUAUUUUCAGUUUGAUAUAAUCAGGUAUUUUCCCCAGUUUUCUCUAAGAUCGAAUCGAUACGGGAAUGGCUAGAAAAAUAUAUUGUCUUUAUUGUUUCAGUAUUAUUUCUCCCCCCCCCCCCCCCCCAAAAAAAAAAAAAAAAAAAAAAAAAAAAAAAAAAAAAAAAAAAAAAAAAUAAAAAAANUGGAAAACACAAAUUUAUGAAGUAGCAACGAAUGUAAUUUUAAGGUUUGGGGUAACCACAGCAUGAAGAAAUGUAUUAAAGAGUCGCGGCACUACUGUUAUAGAUUGAUCGAUUAAGAAAAGAGUACAUUUUAUUUAAAUGCAUUACUUUUAUCAACAUGUAUUUGUUUAACAUAAUAUAGUAUACAUUGUACACUUUUAAAAUAUCAUAAUAAAAUACUACCAUAAUUUAUUCCUGUUGUGUGUGGUGGAAAACGUCUUAAAUAUAUACAUAUAUAUAUCAUCAACAUAAACCUCUAUCUAUAGAUCCUUAAUGUGUGUCUAUCCUGCAGUCAUUCUCUCUCUCUCUCUCUCUCUCUCUCUCUCUCUCUCUCUCUCUCUCUCUCGCUCUCUCUUUCUCACACACACACACACUCUCUUACUCUUUUUCUUUUCUCUCUUAUUCUCUAUUAUCUCUCACAGGAAAGUGGAUCUCAUGGAUCGAACCAUUUCCCAUGGCUCAAAAUGCUUCAUAAUUACCGAAAUUUCAUUAUUUAUGACACACUACAUCCAGUUACUUCAUAGGGGAUAGGUAGCAUUAAAUCUUGUGCCGAAUAUUUUAAUGCGCGUCUCGUAUUGCGCACCGAAAAUUGGUCCACGUUGGUGCUACAGGGAAUUUGUAUCUUCUAUGAAAACGAAAACAAUGGCCGCAGGUCAAAAAUGAUUUUUUUUUUAAUGUUAAGCUUUCCAAGAUCUAGCAUUCUUUUGUACCGAUCUCAAGCUUUCCCAGAUCUAGCAUUCUUUUGUACCGAUCUCAAGCUUUCCCAGAUCUAGCAUUCUUUUGUACCGAUCCCAACUUCUAAACGUGGAUGCUAAUUGUAACCACAGCGAUGCGCCAUAUCAGCAAGAAAAAGUUGCGUGUGUACUAGCAACUUUAGCGCCAUUUUUUUUCUCUAAAUCGGCUUUCUUUAUACUUUAGUGGAGACUGCUCAUUAGUGUACUACUAGCCAAUAUACCCGGCGUUCUCGGGUUUGUAUUCGGAAAACAAAAAUUCUAACGAGUUAUAAGCGCACGCGUAAAUUUAGGGCCCCGCCAAAAACGAUUCCCAUAAGCACCAAUUAAAAUGUAAAAUUUUCUCCUUUAAAAAAAGCCAGAUUUUUAAUAACUCAGGCUAACAUUGUAUUCGGGGCCCAUAUCGUAUCAGUUGAUAUUCAAGCCAAGCGCCGCCAAAAAUAUCAUGAUUAAAAAACAAUUCUAACUUUUAAAAGAUGUCUUAUAAAAAAAACAAAAGGUCAGUUGAUCAAUUGAAAUGGUAUAGAAGAUCCAGUCGAAAACGGGAUCAUUUCCGAUAAAGGUUCAAUAACAAUGCAUUCAGAUACAAUUCAAGUUAAAUUUUUCAAAUAUAAUCCAUUAAAAACCGAAAGGAAUUUGACAAGGUUUUGCUUUUGUUAAAAUAUUUGAUAUCGACACCCCUGUGCAAAAAUAUCUCAAUUUUUAAACAUUUCACAGCAGUGCUUAUUUUAGGUUUGCAUAACGACCAAAAUUUAUCUCAAAAUGUGUCAAAUGAAAUUUUUUUUGAAAAACGCAAGAGAUAAAGCGCUACAUUUCAAAUAACAUUGCGCUUACCCCCCUCCCCCCUCCACCCAAACCCCUUACAGAUAGGUGACGUUUUCAUUAUAACAAAGAUAGCGACUCUAAAUAACUCAUCAGAAAAAUUAGUCAAGUUGAAAUGUAAAAGUUCUCCCCUUCAAAUCGGUUAAAAAAUUUGGAAGAAUGGGAAUACGGAAAUGCGAGUCCAUGGCCCCGACCACGGUGAAUGGCAUGAGUUCAAAACCCUACAAAUUUUCAAUAUAAAUUUUGAAAGGUAUUUGCGCCGAAUUUGGUCUUGAUCUCUCCAUUUAGUGUAAUGUUAUUUACAUAAAUAAUAUAAGAGAAAGGGGGAAAAAAUAAUUUGUCCUUCAGAUUUUUCUCUAGCCCUGUCAUUGUCAUUAAAAAAUAAAAGUAAUCAUGAUAAUUAAUUAAACUAAUUUAAACUACAAGUCCAUUUUUUUUUUUAAUUUUAAAAUUAAUUUGUUACUUUUGUAGACGGUUUAAGACCUGGCAAAAAAACAAAAAAAAAAAAAAACAGUUGAGAAACCUUGAUUUAGCGAGUCGUUGUACAGACACAGUAAGCUGCUGAAGAAAAAAAAGUUGUUAUCAGUUUCUGUAACUCAAACACUACCCCUUGCUUGUCAAUCCCCUCAGAUGCCACGGCCAAUGGAUGACCGGACCGGCGAGCUUGUGGAGACGCCCGUGGUCGUCAUGCUGCUGGUCCUCAUGUGUUCAGUCAGUGCCCUGUGGGCAGUGUCGUGCAGCUGGAUCAGCGGCAGGAAGAAGAGGCAGAGGGUCGCAGACAACGCCGAUGUUGACGAUAUGGUGCUGCAGAUUGCCCGCCCCGUCAGUAGGUAAUUCAAAUAAAGUCUCAGAGUGGCCAGGGGGGGGGGAGAGGGUUAUAUUUCCAGAAAGACAGAGGACCCCCACCCAAUCAUUAGGUAAUCUAUGAGAGGUCUGAAAUUUGCGGGUGAGGUCGUUUAAAAUGUGAGUCAGGAGAUGGCCCAGAUUAGGUAGUUCAUCUUAUGUUCAGUUUGGCGAGUGAGGGUGUUCACCUAGCCAAUAUGUAAUUCAUGUUUUAUUUUCAAUUUGGCGAGUGGGGGUGUUCACCUAGCCAAUAGGUAAUUCAUGUUUUAUUUUCAAUUUGGCGAGUGGGGGUGUUCACCUAGCCAAUUGGUAAUUCAUGUUGUUUUCAAUUUAGCGAGUGGGGGUGUUCACCUAGUCAAUAGGUAAUUCAUGUUAUUUUCUUUAGUCAGCAAGUAAUCCAUCUAAAGUUUCGGCAGGUAGGGGGUGGGGGGGGGGAAAUAGAGGCGGGCACAGGGUUGGACUAAAGAAGCUGAUCCGGCCCAGCCAACAGACACUUCAUGGAAAGUCACUGUUUAGUAUGGGUGUGGUUGUGGGGUGGAAAAGGAGGGGGCGCGGGGCCCCUAGCAGUGAGAGAGUAAUAAAUUGCAGUACCUUUUUAGAACCCUAGAUCGUGGGGGGGGGGGGGGGGGGGGGGGGGGGGGAAAUAGAGGCGGGCACAGGGUUGGACUAAAGAAGCUGAUCCGGCCCAGCCAACAGACACUUCAUGGAAAGUCACUGUUUAGUAUGUGUGUGUUUGUGGGGUGUAAAAGGUGGGGGCGAGGGUCCCUUAGCAGUGAGAAAGUAAUGAAUUGAAGUUCCUUUUUAGAACCCUUGAAUAAGGAAUUGGGUUUCAAAUUCGACAGCUGAGCGCAUCCCAGGCAAUAGUUAUUAAAUAUAAGGUCUAUUUUAGGGGUACGUAAACGUGUACAGUUCCAAGAUCACUUACCAGAUAAGAUAAAUGAGUUUCUUUUGGAAUGACAGUGCUCCAAGGUCAUCUUCUGGACCCGUUGCACUGUUUCCAUACGUUUUAUUUGUAGAACCCAUGUCAAACCUCUCUUAAGCUCAUUUCAAACCCUAUUCCUUCAAGAAAUGCGUGGCUUCAACUGUUUCUUAUUGGAUAUGCUUCGGCGCUCACUCUUCUUUCACUGUAAAACCUGGGGUAAUCCCUUGGUAAAUAUAUACGGUAUCUAUUUUGGUCAACAUUUGCACCGGUUGCCCAAAAUUUCUGGAUCCGCUACUAUCCAUCGGUGUCACUGAUCCAAAUUCCCUAACUCAUUAAAUUAUUAUCCAUUUUCGGCAAAAGCCCAUUGUGACCUUUCUUUCUUUUUUUCUUUUUUUUUUACAUUGUUAAUUUAUGAUAAGAUUUUUUUUUUAUAUUAUAGUUGUUUUUUUCAAAUUUUUUUUAUUGCAGCUCCAAAAUCAGGGCACUUGACAGAUACUCGGUCACAGAGCCAACGAUAACCAGCCCCACGGAUAACUCAGGAAGCCACGUUGCGAUUUUGCUGUUGCCCAUCAUCGUCAUCACCCCGCCGUCGCCUACCAACCCCUUCGUCGACGUGUCGUCUGUGAAGUCAGACUCCAGCAUAGGUUCGGCAGACGACCUCCUGCAGUGUGGCGCCGACGACUUGGCGGAGGAGGACUUCUUCCCCGACAGCUCGGCCAUGGACGCCGAGGUCUUCGGGUUUGGGAAAAGGCCAAUAAUCCGCGAUUCCAUGCGAAAUAAGCUUUCCUGCUUGAGUUCUUCCCCUUCUUUAGACUCGGACGUUGCAAACGCUGUCUACGAACUCCCGUCUUUGGUUGACGGCGCGGGUCAAUUGUUUGGAUCUUCUAGUGCUGCACUCGAUGACACUCAAAGAAAGAGCCACACCCUGACGCUAGACAUUGACCCACCUGAUGACCCCGGGGUACUCCUAGCUGUGUCUUCAUUCGUCGUGGAAAAGGACGUGUCUUUCUCAUGCGUGGCGCUACCUGAUGAUGCUGUCGACACCAUCCCACCCCCACCGACACUUCACUGUGCUGAUCCGGGGACGCCAGAUGUAGAACUAGAUAUUUGCUUGUCACAUCAUCUAUGACUGGAGGCUUGGUUGUGUUCUAUGACUUGAGGCUUGGUUGUGUUCUAUGACUUGAGGCUUGGUUGUUUCCUAUGACUGGAAAAUUGCUGUUUUCUAUGACUGGAGGCUUGGUUGUGUUCUAUGACUUGAGGCUUGGUUGUUUCCUAUGACUGGAAAAUGGCUGUUUUCUAUGACUGGAGGCUUGGUUGUGUUCUAUGACUUGAGGCUUGGUUGUGUUCUAUGACUUGAGGCUUGGUUGUUUCCUAUGACUGGAAAAUGGCUGUUUUCUAUGACUGGAGACUUGGUUGUUUUCUAAGACUGGAGGCUUGGUUGUUUUCUAAGACUGGAGGCUUGGUAGUUUUCUAAGACUGGAGGCUUGGUAGUUUUCUAAGACUGGAGGCUUGGUUGUUUUCUAAGACUGGAGGCUUGGUAGUUUUCUAAGACUGGAGGCUUAGUUGUUUUCUAUGACUGGAGGCUUGGUUGUUUCCUAUGACUGGAGACUUAACUGUUUUCUAAGACUGGAGGCUUUUUUGUGUCAACAUGAAGCGGACAUACAUAUGAGUAUGAAUAUAUGGAGGGAAAACUGUUAAUCGGUUUUAUUAUAUGACUUAAAUGAAUAUUUUUUUUUCUUAUUUUGAUUUGAAAGAUAUGCAAAGGAAAUUAAGCAUUUUUUUUUUUCAAAAGCGAUUACCCAAGAAAAAUUAUUUGAUUUUUGUAAUUGUGCCAAUAUUUGUAUAUGUCAAGCAAUUUGAAUGUUUGCAAAUGUCUCUAUCAAGUUGUCUUUUGACCGUGCAUUCAAGAAGCUUAAUUUUUGCAGUGUGUUGAAAAAUAUGUUUAUUUUCCAUAGCCAAGAUGAAUUUUGCUGUGUGUCCACAAGUUGAAUGUUUGUUGUGUGUAAACAAGCUGAAUGUUUGUUGUGUGUAAACAAGUUGAAUGUUUGCUGUGUGUCAACAGGUUGUUUGCUAAAAGAUAAGAAGUUGAAUGUUUGCUUGUGCGUCAACAAGUUGAAUCUUUGCUGUGUCAAAAAGUUUAACGUGUGCCCUGUGUCAUGGAGCCGAGUGCUUGCCGUGUGUCAACAUGUGAAAUGUUUUCCAUGUGUUAAGCGGUUAGAUGGUUCCCACUGUGAAUGCUUGCUUUAGGACAAUCAAUGUAUUCAGUGACAUGAAGUUGCGUGUCAA
Molecule: messenger RNA, 12453 nt
Organism: Lymnaea stagnalis (great pond snail)
Lineage: Eukaryota; Metazoa; Mollusca; Gastropoda; Lymnaeidae
Source: the annotation of a GenBank genome assembly